CUAAAAUUGUAGCCAAUCAUAAAGUUAGAUUCCAGCGAGAUCACGUGGGCAACCAGCGUUGGUAACCCUGAACGAGCAAUGAACAAGGAGGCGCUGGGAUGGGCGCCAUGAUAAGUAGUCGUAUGAGUGUUAAGCUGCAAAUUUUAGAUUGUAUACACUUAAAUAACACGUAAUACUUCAUUUCACUAUGACGAUUAUAUUAUUUCUUGUUGAUACUAGCGCGUCUAUGAAUCAAAGAACUUAUCUUGGCGCUAGACCUACUCUUUUAGAUGUAGCGAAAGAUGCCGUUGAACGUUUUAUCAAGAUGCUGACAGACUACCAGAAUGAUACCUGGUUUAAGAAAUUUGAACUACAAAAGAGAAGCCCAAAGAUUUGGACAUGUUUCCUCUGGAACAUAGAAGAACUAGAGAUAAGACAGAGAGACUCAGCCAGCAGGGGAGACAGAUACAUGUUGCUUACGUUUGAAGAACCUCCUGUACACGUAAAGGCUGGUUGGAAAGAAAAUCAUGCUACUUUCAUGAAUGAGUUAAAAAACCUGAAUGCUGUAGGAGUAACAACAAUGGGUCCAGCACUGAGGAAUGCCUUUGAUUUGCUAAAUGUGAAUCGCAUGCAAACUGGUAUUGAUACAUACGGCCAAGGUCGAUGCCCAUUUUAUUUGGAACCAUCCAUAAUAGUGGUUAUCACCGAUGGUGGCAAGCUUUCUUCAUCAGGCUCCCAGCUUAAUCUUCCUAUGUCCUCCAUGCCUGGAGCUGAACUAACCAAGGAGCCGUUUCGCUGGGAUCAGAGGUUAUUUGCACUGGUACUGCGGCUGGCUGGGACCCCCUGCACAGAGCGAGACUCUGGGUCUGUAGUUCCCCCUGACAGUUCACCUAUUGAUGCAAUGUGUGAGGUUACAGGGGGUAGAUGUUAUUUUGUUUUACACCAUAGAGCUAUCCUUAAAGUAUUCCUCAACUUUGAUUCAAUUAAACUUUUAGAAGCAACAGAAGAUAAACAGGGAAAUCAGACACCAAACCACAGGGUAUCAACUCCAGGUCCAAAUGGAGGAGGACAACCAGCUGUUCCAACCAUCACAACUACUGCUUGGCAAAGCUGCCACAAGCUAAUCUAUGUCCAACGUUCAGCACAGAAGGGCUACUCUGUUGGCCAUUGGCCUAUUCCAGAAUCAUUUUGGCCAGAUCUCAACAGUCCAGCUUUGCCUCCAAGGACAGCACAUCCAGUGGUCAAGUUUACUUGUACUAAUGCAGAACCCAUGGUCAUUGACAACCUACCAUUUGAUAAGUAUGAACUAGAACCAAGUCCUUUAACUCAGUACAUCCUCUCCAGAAAGCAACCAACUGUUGCAUGGCAGGUUUAUGUGAAUGGUAGUCACAAAAGUAGUGAACUAGGCCAUUCCUUUGGUUACCUAAAAGCCAGUACCACUCUUACCUGUGUUAACCUUUUUGUUUUGCCAUACAAUUAUCCAGUUCUACUUCCUUUACUGGAUGAAUUUUUCAAGGUUUACAGAUGUAAGGCACCUAAAGAAUGGAAACAGAAUUUUGAAAAUUAUUUAAAAAAUAUGCCACUCUAUUAUGCAGCUCCACUUAAAAGAGCAUUGCAACGAAUGGGAGCUCCUAAUCUAGUACCAGAAAGUAUGGAAAACUGUCUUAGUUACAGUAUUUUAAACUAUUUGAAGAGACUUAAAAAUCAGGCUAAGUCAGAGUUUGAAAAGAUAGUGAUGAUGGUUGGAGCAGGCAAACAAUCCAACACAGAAAGUAUCCGUGUUAAUCCUGGAGUUCCUCGUCUGAAUGGAGAUACUCCAAAGAUCUCUGAUCUCUGCCUGACAUCAAAUUUUUGUUUAACAAACAGAUUCUCAAGUUUAGCUUCAGAACUUAAUGAUUUCAGUGGCUUUGCUCUAGCUGUGAAAGACAAAGAAGUAAAGACAGAAAGUUAUCGCAAUCCAUUUGAUAUAACACGAGUCAGUUUACUUGAUCAAAUAGCACGAAUGCGAGGAAAUUUUCUCCAGACCACAUUAUCUCACGUGAGGCUACAAGAUGAAGACCAGUUGCACAGCUUACCUGUAAGUCAGAUGGGGAACUAUCAAGAAUAUUUAAAGAGGAUGCCAACACCUUUAAGAGAAAUAGAAUCAGCUCCAGUGAGACAACAUAUGUUUGGAAAUCCGUUCAAAAUUGAAAAGCGUAUGAUGGUUGACGAGGCUGAUAUUGACCUAGUUGGGGGUGGAGGACCACAAGCUAGAGGAAUCAAAAGGCAAGCUGAUGCACCCCUUGGUUCACCAAAGCCCAAAAGAAAACCAGGACCUUUACCCAAAGACUUCCCUAUUCGUAGACCCAAAAGUCCUCUACCUCCAAGUUCACCACAACUAGAUAAUCCUUGUUCUAGUCCUGCCAGUGAAAAUUUAGAAGACGUAGUAGCAGAUCAAACAGUAAAGAACAAACAAGAUGAAGAAGAAGAUUUGUCACAAGAGUCAACAAGAGCAGUAGAAAAUCAUAUAACUAAUCAUGUAAGUGCAGUAAAGAAUACAGAUAAUGAAGGAAUACCAUAUGACAGAAGAAAUGGGAUUGCUUAUAAUUACACAGAUGCUAGAAGUGCUAAGGAAAAUGCCUUAUUAAGAACAAAGUUAUUCAAAGAAGUCAGAAAGCCUGGAAGAAACUUUAGUGGUGUCUUUGAUCACCUGAAGAAUUUCAAGGGGGAUUUACCAACAAAGCUCUUCAUGGUUCGUGAGGUGAUUCAGGAAGCAGGAAGGUUCAAAAGAAAGAGCCUAAUCAAGUUGCUUGAAGAUUUUGAAAAGACACUAGUUGCUUCACAUAAUAGUCCAUCCCCCCCAUCCAGAAAUAGUCCUUUUAUAUACCAGUUGAGUAAUACAAGGUGACAGCAGUAGUGUAAGCAUAAUGAGGAAAAAGUUUCAAGCCAUUGUCACUUGGCUUAGAAAACAACAAACCUGUGAAACUGAGAACCAAUAAGGUUAAGGUCUGAUUGAACGUUGAAGCGGAUAACCAGUGACUACAUCGGUCCAGCUAUCUCCCCUAAUGUUGAGUCUGUCAAAUGUCAGCUGCAAAAAUGAAAAAAAGAUUUGUUUAAAAUCACAGAAAACAUUUUGGACUUAAAAACAGAGAUAUUAUUGACAAAAUAAUGAUUUCAAGUUUCAUAUGUCUGAUCCAUGUAUUUUGGGGUGGAAUGUUUAUAGCUCUUGCCAAGUAGAAAUGUUACAGAGACAAAUAAGAUAGAAAACAGCCUUUAGUAUUAAAACAAGAA
Limulus polyphemus (Atlantic horseshoe crab) is the source of this 3249-nucleotide messenger RNA. Its product is annotated as integrator complex subunit 6-A-like. The transcript is spliced from 15 exons. The record is from RefSeq and is a predicted model, not a curated record. Lineage: Eukaryota; Metazoa; Arthropoda; Merostomata; Xiphosura; Limulidae. Gene Ontology annotation, biological process: snRNA 3'-end processing. Gene Ontology annotation, cellular component: integrator complex. Bases 188 to 2866 code for a protein of 892 amino acids.